Orbilia oligospora ATCC 24927 is the source of this 1452-nucleotide messenger RNA. RefSeq lists its product as uncharacterized. The coding region runs from base 1 to 1452 and encodes 483 amino acids. The record is from RefSeq and is a predicted model, not a curated record. Lineage: Eukaryota; Fungi; Ascomycota; Orbiliomycetes; Orbiliales; Orbiliaceae. Gene Ontology annotation, biological process: double-strand break repair via homologous recombination; double-strand break repair via single-strand annealing; mitotic recombination. The transcript is spliced from 7 exons. Gene Ontology annotation, cellular component: nucleus.
AUGCAAAUCGCAUAUUGCUCUGACGAAGCAGGCUCCUUGCAGGAGAAGCUAAAUCAAAAACUUGGCCCCGAGUUUAUCUCACACCGAGCUGGACCUGGAGGGCGCAAGGUCGCAUACAUUUCCGGGGACAAAUCCAUAAAUCUUGCCAACCAUGUUUUCGGAUUCAACGGGUGGUCCUCACAAAUCCAAGAGGUGGUCGUGGACUUUGUCGAUGAGUCUGCCGGUCGAGUAAGCAUUGGCAUAUCGGUCACGAUGAGGUUGACAUUGCGAGAUGGAAUGUAUCGAGAGGAUAUUGGCUACGGCGAGGCGGAAAACAUGAAGGGCAAGGCUGCCGCAUUCUCAAAAGCAAAGAAAUCUGCCACGACGGAUGCUCUCAAGCGAACUCUACGCCAAUUCGGGGAAAUAUUCAGUUGCAUCUCAGAUGCCGAUUUUCUCAAAAAGGUCCUGAAAAUCAAGGUGCCAUCGACCGACCUUGAUGAAUCAGUACUGUAUAGACAUCCUGAUGUUUCGAAGCGAAUAAAAACAAGAACGGCAGCACCAGUUCAAAAGGCUGAGCCUGAACCACCCACAAUCGACUUUAGUAAUGUCGUCGCAGAGAAUGAUGAGGAUGGAGAUUUUGAAGAGUAUGGAAUGGCCGAAGAUGACAUGGAAGGCUUGAUUGAUGACGAAGCUCUGAUAGUUGCACCAUCUGCUCCUUUGAACAGAGCACCAAACCCACCUCCCGCUCAAAAUAUCUUGCAACAGCAAAGAGGGCCUAUGUAUCCUAUGCCACCCCCGAUCUCCCGAUUCAACCAGGCGGGCAACAGUAAUAAUCAAGAAGCAACUCGACAGCCACCCCCAAUAGCGCCGUUAUCGCACACACACUCGGGAAACUCAGGUCUGGUCCAUCGUCCGCUCGCGGCUGGGCCAAGCGUAGGAGUGGCUGGUCAGGACCAACGAAGCAAUAUCACAAUGUCACUCUCAGGCCCUGGAAGACAGGAAACACCCGCACCGCAAAUCCCACCCGGCGCUUUCUUUAGCGCUCGUGCUACUCUUGACAGCGGUGCAGCCAAAGAGGUUUUCAACCCUCAGCUACAAAGCCCAUCCAUCAAGAAGACAGCUGGGAUAGACCAUUCCAAGUCAACACCUAUCUCAAGAGCCAAGUUUGGACUUCCUGAUUUGCCAUCUGGUUCCCCAACUAUAUCAAAACCCAAUUUCCAGCCUCCAGGAGCGAACGGAUUCAGACCUAUCGGUAUUUCAGCAGCGCAAGCUCCAGGUAACCGAGGAUUUAGGGCACCGACAUUAACAAAUCCAAAUAAUGCCGGCCAAAAAAUGUAUCCCCCUCUGAACGCGCCAAAGCGAAAUUCGGAUGGCCUACCGGUCAAUGACAUGAUGAACCGACCAAUACUUGCAGAAGCAUCGAACAAAGCUUUAAAUGUGCAAUUUCAAUCAGGGAACCAAUGGUGGGUCUGA